AGAGAAAGAGAGAGGGAGAGAGAGGAGUGAAGAGGAAUAUUGCAAGACUAAGAAGGAUCAGCUGAUGUGCUUGUGGAUUUGUCUGUUCGGAGUCGUCGGCACCUGCUUUCCCGCAGUCCGUGAGAAGCUAGCCAUGGCGUGGAGGCACCGCUCGACCAAGGAGAAGACCCACCUCGGAGUGAUUGGCUUCCUCUCCUUCGCUCUGUUCUGCUUCAUCAUUGCCGUCAUUGCUAUGGAUCUGUCCUUCAAAGCCAAGAUUAACAACCUGGAGGACGAACUGGAUGACUACAAGAGCACCACCACAGACAUCACCAACACCACAGACAUCACCAACACCACAGACACCCCUACCACCACCACCACUCCACCUACCACCACCACCACUCCACCUACCACCACCCCUACUCCACCUUCCACCACCACCACUACCCCCAAACCUACCACUACAACAACGAUCCCAACCACUACUACAACCUCAUCUUCUACUACUACAACUUCUACAUCAACAACAACUACAAUUUCUACAACUAAAAAAUUCAUCAGGAAGGCAGAUCAAGAUUAUGAAGGUGAAGGUGAAGAGGAGGAGGAGGAGGAGGAGGAGGAGGAGGAGGAGGAGGAGGAGGAGGAGGAGGAGGGGGAGGAGGAGGGGGGACAAAUAAUGAAAGGUGAAAAUGGUGAGAAGAUGAUGGAAGAAUCACUGUUGAUAAAGAAGCUCAAGGCAAGUGAAUAAGUCCCCUUCUUCUUCUUCUUCUUCUUCUUCUUCUUCUUCUUCUUCUUCUUCUUCUUCUUCUUCUUCUUCUUAAUCCUUUUCAUCUUCCUCUUCUCAUCAUUCUCUUCUUUCAUCUUCUCUUCUUUAUUCU
Messenger RNA from Portunus trituberculatus (swimming crab), 860 nucleotides. RefSeq names its product bromo and FHA domain-containing protein DDB_G0267958-like. The coding region runs from base 65 to 730 and encodes 221 amino acids. The transcript is spliced from 4 exons. The record is from RefSeq and is a predicted model, not a curated record. Lineage: Eukaryota; Metazoa; Arthropoda; Malacostraca; Decapoda; Portunidae.